This is a messenger RNA of Didymosphaeria variabile, 411 nucleotides long. RefSeq lists its product as uncharacterized. The coding region runs from base 1 to 411 and encodes 136 amino acids. The transcript has a single exon. NCBI's taxonomy places the organism in Eukaryota, Fungi, Ascomycota, Dothideomycetes, Pleosporales, Didymosphaeriaceae. The record is from RefSeq and is a predicted model, not a curated record.
AUGAGGGCAAGUACUAGGCGCAGAUCGACGUAUGGCCCUCCCGUUGUGGUCAGCCCAAUUAGUGGUCCAGAUGUGAACAAUGGCUGGCUACCCGCUAAAGUGGAAGGCACUGGCCCAAGAUUCACGAGCGGUCCGACUGAGGAUAUCGGUGGUGGUAAGAUCGGAGGGCUGUUGGGCAGGGACAAUAACGGAGGUGAGACGGGACUCGGACCGAACCCAGGGGCAACUGACGAAGUUGGUAAUUGCCCAUUCAAAGCCGACAACAACGAACUGGGGUUAACCAAGGAAAGUGGUAAACCUCCACCUAUGGCAGACAAGGCCGAGCUGACAUCUAGGAGGGGGUUAGAUAGCGAGCUUGGCAACGACGCACCAACUGCCGAUAACAACGAAUUUAAAUCGAGCAGAGGUUGA